This is a messenger RNA of Aspergillus pseudotamarii, 1611 nucleotides long. RefSeq lists its product as uncharacterized. Gene Ontology annotation, molecular function: transcription coregulator activity. Gene Ontology annotation, biological process: regulation of transcription by RNA polymerase II. The transcript is spliced from 3 exons. Lineage: Eukaryota; Fungi; Ascomycota; Eurotiomycetes; Eurotiales; Aspergillaceae. The record is from RefSeq and is a predicted model, not a curated record. Bases 552 to 1589 code for a protein of 345 amino acids. Gene Ontology annotation, cellular component: mediator complex.
GUUUCCUCAAAGUGGAGAUGAAAUCGUAAGUUAGUGGCGCUCAACCAUGGUUUGGGAUGGGUGUCGUGUGUCACUCUUGGCAAAGAGUUUGCCUUGUUUGCAUUGAUGCCUCGGGCAACCACAGUUUGCUCCCAAGAUCGACGAUUGCUAUAUACGGAAGUGUUACUGGAUAAACUAUAUCAUAGCAUAGCCUAUUGGCGUCGGUCAGAUCCAAUCAGGUGAUAUCACCUUCCUGGCACUCAUUUAGUCUGAAUUAAAUCUGAAAUCAAAUAUAUCGUUCCCAGCAAUAGCAAUUACUAAGACCGUCACAUGCGAGUCGCAACUCGGUCUACUAUGUACUGUGGUAGCUGCUGAAUGGCUGUAUCAGACGAGCGUAGACUCUAUUAUAUUUACAUUACCAUCUUUUAUAUUUGGUUCUUUGGGCUUUGGAUCCACUUGGUAUCAUUUUCUCAACCGUCUAUUUGGAUACAAGAUAUAUACGCAGAUACCUGGAUCUAAGAGACAUAACCUCUGGGGAACCACUCCUAUCAACAUUCUGAGUUUUUAUCAAGAUGCCAAUCACUGGGGUCUUCUUCAUCCCAUCAAACCCCAACGCCUCCACGGCGUUCGCUACAGUUACAGAGCGUCUUCAUUCAUCAUUAACCGAUGAACCCAUUCCUGUGGGCCGUUGGGCUCUAGAGCACAAGCUGAUGCGGGAUACCCCAUCCUGUCUACCUGCAUCAGCGUCUCAGCGUCCCGCACAACCGAGGUACAUGCAGUUCCUCUCUCUAACCUACUUUCCAAAUCAUGGGUUUAUCUACACGUCUCCGCCCCCAGAAAAGGUGCCCCACGCUCAUUCCGGCGGCGGGAGUCCUGGUGCAGUAGCUCCAGGGGCACCGAGUCCCGCCUCUCCAACCCCAAUUCCACAACAGACCGCGACACCUACACAGGCUACGGCACUGAACAGUCAGGAUCACUCGUCAAUGGUUAUGACGACUGUUCCAUUACCGGCUUGCAGUACACUCUUUCAACACUUUGUUUACGCUUGCCAACCGUUCUGGUGCCAUCGACACACCGUUACGGUUCCUGGCGGUGUCGUCUAUGAUGUUGGUGAUUUUCGGGUCCGAAUUGGUGAUGUACGACAGACGCAACCAGCUGCAAGAGUCAGGGGUACGGUUGUUGAGAUAGAAUGGAAGGGUCCGUCGUUAGUGACGUCCAUCGCGUCGCUGUUUAGCCUGUCCAAGAAGGCGUUCAGCGGCCCUAGAGAUAGCGGCUUACCAGAUGACGACGGUGAUUCUAGGAUCGACAUGGCGUUUCCUGAGGGUCUUGAGGAGGCAGAUAUUGAUGCUGAAUAUGCUGCGACUGCGACAUUAAUUCGAGAGUUCUGGGCGCGCUUGGAUAUUCAAGGGGCGCGGGAAGCAAUUCUUGUGCAGGAUAUCGGCAGGGAAUCCAAAGAGCAGUUGCGAAAGUUGAAGCAGUUAGGAGAUCAGAAAGCACGCCAACCAUCUACCAGUGUCAUGGGAAGCGGGCAGCAGGAUGAAGAUCCCGACCCGGACGCUGGAGUUGAUGUGGCGAGGCAAUUCAUGGAAAUUUUUAGAUUUAAUCGCUAAGGGUGCGGAACGUUACAUCACA